AUUCCGCGAUGAGUAGUUUGUCGUAAAGCGAAAGGAGUACAUUUUCGGAACGAAAAAUCGGGAAAACAAGCGUGAAAAUAUAAAAUCUGGUGUUGGAAAUCCGUUCCGCAACCGGAGAACAUUCGGUACAGUGCAGUGGAGUAGGUAAAUCGAGCGGAUUUUCCGAAAGUGUCCACGACGACGUCUGGCUGCUUUGAGCUGUGACAUUUUGUGCAGCUAUAACCUAUAUUUUUCUGCUGCUGCUGGCUCCUGGCAAGAAACCAUCAUCAUCAUCAGCAAGCACCAGCACCGAGUGUCAAAUAAUAAUCUCGAAAGUGCACUGCUAGAUGUGGUGCGUGUACAAAUUGGAAGAGAAUUUCCUGUAAUUGAUGAUUCAAUGCGCGAUGUAGACAUGGGCCCGUCGGAGUUUUGAACAAGAGGAAGAGCAGCGAAUAAUGCUUCUUUUGGUGUGACGUACAAUUUCCCGAGACCGUAAAAAUGCAGAGUGGAGGAGGACCGUUACAACCGGGUCCGUCCGUAAUGCGAGGACUAGGGUCGGGAACACCGACCUCUUCACAGCAGCAGUCCGAUAUGCAGAAAAUGCAGUCUCAACCUCCGUUGAUGAAUCAGCAACAGUAUCAGCAGCAAAAUCUGUUUCGAAAUGCUGGUACGAACCAGAAUACGCGCCAGCCGCGUGCCAUGGUACCAGCCUACCAUAGUGCGUUCAUUGCGCCUGUAUUUCCCAUGCCCUAUAAUCCGAGGAUGAACCAGUGGGCUAACUAUGCCUCGAUGCCGGGAAUGCCCCCGUACUCGCAUCAGUACUAUGUGCCCCAGGGACAAUUCAUCUCCGGUCAGCAUCAACAGAAUCGACGUAAUCCGGGCGGUGAAAACAAUCUAGUUAAUGUAAAUAGCAACUAUUCCGGAACUCCUUCGAACGGAAGCACUAAUCAGCUUAAUCCGCUAACGACUAUUCCGCAGAUGCCGCAGGUUCAAAUGCCACCGGGGCAACCGAAUCAACAAUCGUCGCCGAUGACCGUAUCGCAUGAUCUUCUCGUGAUGCAACAAUUGCAUCCACCGCCGACCCAGCAUACGCCCCAAUCUGGGGUUCCUGGUGCCCCUGGCCAAGCGCCGAUAGAACAACAUCAGCCAAAUCCCGCUCAAGUCAAUGUCGGAGCACCGCAGCCCCAGCACACGAUGAUGCCACAAUUGCAGCUUGCUCCUCAUCUGACGGCCCCAGCGGCACCUCCGGCUUCUAAAGUUAACAAAAAGAAACAACGUGGCUCACGGGCAAUUCCAAUUAUUAAUCCAGACACGCAGGAAGAUCUGCUGGACAUAAUCUACAAUGAUUCGACGCCCCCGACGUCCUCGGCGACGCCAACAACAGUAGCGUCUACAAGCGGACCACCACCGCCACUACCAGCCGGAGCUGGAGCCGGAAAUUCUGCACCACCGCAAGCAAACUAUAGCACUAUUCCUCCAAAUGUACCCCAAGUUCCACUAAAUCCAGCAGCCGUAGAGUCCGAUUAUGAUAAUUAUCCGCCUCAUCCUCACCAGGGAACACCGGAAUUACCGGGCGGCAUGUUGAUACAUCAUCAAGCACCGCCCCAUCUGCAGCAUCCACCGCCGAAUCAUCCUCCACCACCAACACACGUGCAUCCCGGCCAGGGACAAAUGUUUGACAUGGGCCGAUCUCCGGCAGGGCAGCAGCCCCAUGAAAUCGUCUAUCCCGGUGCUGGUCCACUGAAGCCCGUCAAUCCUCCACCACCACAUCUUCCUCCACCGCCGCAUCAUACGAUGGUCUCGUCGGUUCCAACAGCUACAGCGGAAAUGACUACUGCUAGCGGAACACCGGUCGUUUCGGCCAAUGCCAAUGCGCCAUCGGUUGAAAUCAAACCCUAUCAGCAGAAGAAGAAAAAACCGGUCAGCGAACCGCCGGUGAUCAUUCAGCAGCCUCCGCCUUCGGUGCAACCUCAUCCACAGCUACAACUGCAACAGCAGCAGCAGCAGCUCCACCAUCAUCUUCACCACCACCAGCAGCAGCAGCAGCAACAUUCUCUUCCAGCUAACAUCAAUCAACCGCCACCUCCGACCGGAAUCAAUAUGGUCGACAUGAUGCCCAUUCCUUACGGUGGUGCUCCGGAGCGAUACCGUACUAUUUCGGAAAAAUCCAUCGCCGAGUCGACCCUAUCGACGGACGCGGAACCCUUUGUCUACACUGGUGCCAGCAGCAAUCAGCCGCCACCACGCGUAGAGGAAGUUCCUCUUCCGGUACCGGUGGUACCGGUAGUUAUACCGGAAGUACCUCCCCCCGCGGUAGUGCUACAGGAACAGCAGCAGCAGCAGCAGCAACCUCCCCAUCAGGAAGCAACGGUUUUGCCCAGCAAACCGGAAGUGGUGGAGGAAGUGGCGUCGGUACCAGUACCGGUACCGAUUCAAGUUCAAGUCCAAGUCCAAGCGAAACGACCAGUCGACACACUGAUGGCCGGAUUGGAGAAGCUUAGCGUAGAGGAUCAACCGGCGGCAACCGUCGGUCACACUAGCAACAAUAACAAUAGUAAGAAGAACAAGCAACAUAAGAAACGGGUCGAAGAAGCGCCUGCAAGUGAGACUAUCAGCAGCAAAGACCCUGGCAGUAGCAAAGCUCCUGCUAUAGUAGCAGCAACAACAGCAACAACAACAACGGUAGUGGUUGAACAGCAUAAACAACAAGAAGCAGUCGAUGAAACCGACCGGUCUGCUAUCGUCUCGGUGGAAGAACCUCAUCAGCAGCAGUCGUCAUCGUUAAUUAGUAAUUUAGUGGAACAUAAUACUAGUAAGUUAGAUAAUGAUAAUAUAAUUAAUAAUAAUAAUGUGGAUUGCACCAGUACUACGAUUACAACAAAUAACGAUAAUACUACUACUACGACAGACAACAACAACGUCGCAUCGUCGCCGAUGGAAAACAACGCUAAACAACAACAGCUCGAUUCCCGACAGCCCACGCCACCGAAGGCGGUGGACGUGGAGAACAACGUUCAGCAGCAGCAGCAUGAGCAACAACCCGAAUUUGACGACAACAAGAACGUGGUGGAAAGUAGCACGUCAGCCGUGAUAUCCGCGGAUCCUCUGCCACCACCACAACCCAAGGAAUCGACCCCGGAGGCGGUGGAACAACCGACAGAAGAAUCAACCCCGGCACCGGUAGCAGCUACCCUGAAAGCGCCGUUGAUUCCGAUCAAAAAGUCCCGCUCGCUCACGCUCAUCGAGUAUGAUGCGGACCAGUGGAGUCCGGAAAAUCCAACCGGCAAGAAAAAGUAUUCCCGGGAUCAGCUAAUGCAGCUUAAAAACACCGCCCCUGCUCGGGAGAAACCGAUCAAUCUGCCCAACAGUCUGGAGAACGUACUGGGUAGAUCCAGCCACGGUGGAGGACACUCGAUGGGAGGUGGUGGAAACCACUAUGGCAAGAGCAACUUUGCCGAAAUGUCCCUCCUGCCGACCUUCAUCAAGGAUCGAAUGGUUGGCGGAGGUGGUGGGGGUGGCGGCGGUGGCAACAUGGGUCAAAUGCGACAACCCUAUCCACCGAAGCGAUCAUCCCAACAGGGCAACCAACCUGGAUCGCAGUCAAAUAAACAGUCCCAACAGGGCAUGAACAAAACCGGAUCCAAGAUCAUCCGGCUUCAGCUGGAUGAAGAAGUCAAACUGAACGAAUGUGAAAAUGCAUGGCGCCCAAGGUACCUCCAACAGACUGAACCUUCCGACGAUAUCGAUCGGAAAACGGACGUUCUGUUCAAAAAGUUCCGAUCCGUGCUGAACAAACUGACACCGGACAAUUUCGAAAAGCUGGUCCACCAGGUGAAAUCCUUCGUGAUUGACACCGACGAACGGUUAGACGGAUGCAUAAAGUUGGUCUUUGAGAAGGCUAUCUCCGAACCAAGCUUUUCCGAAGCCUACGCCAAGAUGUGUAAGGAAGUGGGAACGAUAGCCAUCGUGGCUUCGACUGAGAAGCGAACGACUAGCUUCAAGAGCCGCCUUCUGGCCCAGUGUCAGGCGGAGUUUGAACGACGCCGUAACGACCAGGACAGUGCCAUCCGGGACGGUCGCAUCAAGCUGGAAGCUAACAAGAAUCUAGCAAAGGACGAAUUCGAAGAACUGAAGGCUCAGCUAGAGGAGGAAGAACAGAAAGUGCGGCGGAGAGCCGUCGGAACGGUUCGAUUCAUUGGAGAACUGUUCAAGCACGGCCAGCUGACUGCCAGCAUCAUGCACAGCUGUAUCAAGCUGCUCAUCGAAAAGGACCACAAAGACUACGACGAAGAGACGUUGGAAUGCCUGUGCAAGCUUCUGACGACGAUCGGCUCCAAGAUGGAGAAGGAAAACGAUCAAGACUUGGGCAAAUACUUCGAUAAGAUGGGCGAAAUUGUCCGGCAUAAGGAACAGUACCGAAUUAGUAGUAGGAUUCGGUUCAUGAUCCAAGAUGUAAUCGAUUUGCGACGGAAUGGUUGGAACCCACGACGGCAGGAUCUCAAUCCUAAAACGAUGAAUCAGAUCCAGAAGGAAGCCGAGACGGAGCAGUUCCAGAACACCAUGAGCUACCUUCCUCGGGGCGGUGACAUGGGCCGAGGAGGGCGUGGUAACAUGCAAGGUGGUUCCAAAAUGUCCGGUUCGAUGGGUUCCGGCGGGUACAGCCAGGGAUCGCUCGGACGGGGCGGUAAUCAGGGCUCAAUGAAGGGCGGUCGAUUGCAAACCGACGACGAUGGAUUCCAGCAAAUUCCGAACAACCGAAACAAUCGCUCGCAGUUGCAGAUUGAUCCCAAGAAGAUCAACAUUCCCAGCAAUCUAGACAUUACAGCCCGGCUCGGAUCGGCGGCUAGCUACCAGGGCUGGAAGAACAACAGCAACAUGUUUGCUGCACUGAACAACGAAGAAAACCAGGCUGCAGGCGGUGGCGCCGGCGGUGGAGGCGGUGGCGGUAUGAUGGAUCGCGAUGGCGAUCGAGAUCGACGAGAUCGGGAUCGUGGUGAUCGGGACCGAAAUCAACGUGAUCGGGACCGAGAUCGUGAUCGGGAACGUAGCGGUAGUCAUAAUAAGAAUUCUGGAAGCAGAGAUUCCUACCACAAGGGAUCGAUGGAACGGGACCGGUAUAACCGGUACGGCAGCAGUAACAGUCAAAACGAUGAUCGCAUGUCCCGUUCGUCGCGGGAACCAUCAUCGGGGGGCAUGAGACCAAUGAGUGGUCAGCACAGCAAUAACCAAAUGCAUGACCGCGAUCGGGACCGUGGCAAACUGUCGUCUCAGCAACAGCAGCAAUCAACGAUUCCUGGACGAGGAUCACAGCAGCGACAUAUUCCACAAUCCACAGCUCCUCUAGCGGGCAAAAUGGGUCCACCAUCUAGCAGUGGCAGUGCCCUUUCGAAAACCGGCUCUGGUCACCUCUACCAGCAGCAACAGUUGCCCCAGUUUGCUAUACCAAAGGAUGUUGCGGUCCGGCGGAACUUCCCGCUUCCCGACGAAGAAACCGAAAUCAGUCUGCAAAAGUUCUCCAAGACUGUGAACAGCGAAAUGGACCAAUCGGACAUCGAGGAAAGUUGCACAAUGCUCAAGGACCUCAACAUCAAACCCGAAUUCUACCACGCUGCCGUUAGUCAACUGUUUAUGGACAACGUCGAACGGGAUGGCAAGUCUCGCGAAAUGGUCGUCCUGGUCAUCGCACAGAUGUUGGAGAAGAAGGUCAUCGUAAAGGCCGACUACCUGCACGCCCUAGAGGAGAUGUUCAAGAUGGCCAACGAUCUAAUCAUCGAUAUACCUCAGCUGUACAAGUACGUUGCCACUUUCUACGUGAUGCUGCUGAACAAACGGUUCAUCAAUCUGGUCGACGUUCGGAAUGCUGCCCAGGACAUUCUGCCCCAUUAUGGUGCUACCAUGCUGAAGGAACUCCUGCUGCAGUACGAAGCCCUCUACGGUACGGAUGCCACCGUGAUGCUGUGGUACGAGUCGUCCCUCAAUCCGACCGAUUUCAUCAAACUGGGCAGCCCGGACAUGGCUGAACAAUACCUGACUGACGCCAAACUAGGCUACCUGCUCGAUUCCAGCAGCAAAGCCCUCGACAUGCAAACCGUCGGCACACAAAUCAAACAUUUCCUGAAAACGAACGCGAAGUUCAUGGACAUCUACAUCUGGAUUUCCGGCUACGUUGGCCUCGAGCGCGAAACCUCGGACGAGUUCAUCCGAACUCUCACGAAAGCGGUGAUUGAACACUGUAUAGAUGAUGGUAAGACGAAGCUGAACCUCCAAGAGAUCCAGAAGUGGCACCAAAUCCUCCAGAAGUACAUCGAUAGCAAGCCGGAGCGGGAACUGCAGGCGCUGUACGCGAUUCAGCGAUUAGUGGUGGAGCUGGAGCAUCCACAGAACCUGUUGCACUCCAUACUGGAGCAGCUGUACGAGUUAGAUGUGAUAAUGGAUGGAUUCCCUCUUUGGAAGGAUUCGACGGACCCGCUAGAGGCGGCCGGAAAGGGUGUGUGUUUGAAGGGAAUUACGCAGUUCAUGACGAUGUUCAUGGAGAAUUCGAGCGACGAGGAUAACUAAAUAC
This is a messenger RNA of Ochlerotatus camptorhynchus, 6541 nucleotides long. Its product is annotated as eukaryotic translation initiation factor 4 gamma 3-like. Gene Ontology annotation, molecular function: translation initiation factor activity; protein binding; mRNA binding. The record is from RefSeq and is a predicted model, not a curated record. NCBI's taxonomy places the organism in Eukaryota, Metazoa, Arthropoda, Insecta, Diptera, Culicidae. The coding region runs from base 478 to 6537 and encodes 2019 amino acids. The transcript has 2 exons. Gene Ontology annotation, cellular component: eukaryotic translation initiation factor 4F complex.